UGGCGGGAGUCUUGACUGCGCCGGGACUCUUGGAGCGAGCUCAAGACGUCUGCCCGCUGUGGCUAUGUUCGUGCCCGAUUUCCGCAGAGACUUCUACGAGGUGGUCCAGAGCCAGAGGGUGCUUCUCUUUGUGGCCUCGGACGUGGAUGCUCUGUGCGCUUGCAAGAUCCUUCAGGCCCUGUUCCAGUGUGACCACGUGCAGUACACACUGGUUCCAGUUUCUGGCUGGCAAGAACUUGAAACUGCAUUUCUUGAGCAUAAAUCACAGUUCCGUUAUUUUAUUCUCAUAAACUGUGGAGCUAACGUAGACCUCUUGGACAUCCUUCAACCCGACGAGGAUGCUAUAUUCUUUGUAUGUGACACUCACAGGCCAAUCAACGUUGUGAAUGUGUACAACGACAAUCAGAUCAAGUUACUCAUUAAACAAGAUGAUGACCUCGAGGUUCCCACCUACGAUGACAUCUUCAGGGAUGAAGAGGAGGAUGGAGAGCAAUCAGGCAAUGACAGCGAUGGAUCAGAGGCUUCUGGGUCAGAACCUUCAGGGAAGCGUACGCGGUUAGAAGAGGAAAUAGUGGAGCGAACAAGGAGGCGGCAGCAGAGGAGAGAGUGGGAGGCCCGGAGAAGAGACAUCCUCUUCGAUUAUGAGCAGUAUGAGUAUCACGGAACAUCGUCAGCCAUGGUGAUGUUUGACCUGGCGUGGGUGAUGUCCAAGGACCUGAGCGACAUGCUGUGGUGGGCCAUCGUUGGACUGACAGACCAGUGGAUACAAGACAAGAUCACCCAAAUGAAGUACGUGACCGACGUCGGCAUCCUACAGCGUCACGUGUCCCGGCACAACCAUCGGAACGAGGACGAGGAGCACUCCCUUUCCGUGGACUGCACCCGCAUCUCCUUUGAGUACGACCUCCGCCUGGCCCUCUACCGGCACUGGUCACUGCAUGACAGCCUGUGCAGCACCAGCUAUACCGCGGCCAGGUUCAAGCUCUGGUCUGUGCAUGGGCAGAAGCGGCUCCAGGAGUUCCUGGCAGACAUGGGACUCCCCCUGAAACAGGUGAAGCAGAAGUUCCAGUCCAUGGACAUCUCCCUGAAGGAGAAUUUGCGAGAAAUGAUUGAUGAGUCUGCUACUAAAUUUGGGAUGAAGGACAUGCGUGUACAGACUUUCAGCAUCCACUUCGGCUUCCAGCACAAGUUCCUGGCCAGCGACGUGGUCUUCGCCACCACAUCUCUGAUGGAGAGCCCGGAGAAGGACAGCUCAGGGACGGGUCACUUCAUCCAGGCUCUGGACAGCCUCUCCAGGAGUAACCUAGACAAGCUAUACCUCGGCCUGGAGCUGGCCAAGAAGCAGCUGCAGGCCACCCAGCAGACCAUCGCCAGCUGCCUCUGCACCAACCUCGUCAUCUCCCAGGGGCCUUUCCUCUACUGCUGCCUCACGGAGGGCACUCCAGACGUCAUGCUGUUCUCCAAGCCAGCGUCCCUGAGCUUGCUCAGCCGAAGCCUGCUCAAGUCCUUUGUUUAUUCGACAAAGAAUCGGCGCUGCAAGUUGCUGCCCCUGGUGCUGGCCGCCCCCCUGAGUGCAGAGCAGGGCACAGUGACUGUGGUGGGCAUCCCCCCAGAGACCGACAGCUCAGACAGGAAGAACUUUUUCGGGCGGGCGUUUGAGAAGGCAGCAGAGAGCACCAACUCCCGGACGCUGCACAACCAUUUUGACCUCUCAGUAAUUGAGCUGAAAGCCGAGGACAGGAGCAAAUUUCUGGAUGCACUUGUUUCCCUCCUGUCCUGAGGAGUUCGACUUCUUCAGAAAUGACAUCCUCUAUCUAUUUGUAUUAACUGGCUUUUAUUGAGAUUGUAAGUUAUGGACAUAGUCUGCUACAGGGCCAGUGGUUUUAAUGCAAUAAAAUACUCAUUUUAGC
Molecule: messenger RNA, 1910 nt
Organism: Nycticebus coucang (slow loris)
Lineage: Eukaryota; Metazoa; Chordata; Mammalia; Primates; Lorisidae
Gene: CDC45
Product: cell division cycle 45
Exons: 19
Coding region: 65-1780 (571 amino acids)
Biological process (GO): mitotic DNA replication preinitiation complex assembly; DNA replication initiation; double-strand break repair via break-induced replication
Cellular component (GO): DNA replication preinitiation complex
Molecular function (GO): chromatin binding; DNA replication origin binding; single-stranded DNA binding
Source: RefSeq, a predicted model, not a curated record